AUGUCUUACCGCAACGAUUCCGACAGCUACGGCAGUGGCAACCAGAGCUCCGGCUACGGUGGCAAUGACUCCUCUAGCUACGGCAACAACAACGAUUCCUCCAGCUACGGCGGCAACAGGUCUAGCUCUGGUCGUGACCAGGAUAGCUACGGCAGCAACAACGACUCCUCCAGCUACGGCGGCAACAACGACUCUUCCAGCUAUGGCAGCGGAAACAAGUCCAGCUCUGGUCGCGACCAGGAUAGCUACGGCAGCAACAACAACUCUUCCAGCUACGGUAACGACAACGACUCUUCCAGCUACGGUGGCAACUCUAGCUCCAAGAAGGACAGCUACGGUAGCAACAACAACUCCUCCAGCUACGGCAAUGACAACGACUCUUCCAGCUACGGUAACAACUCCAGCUCUAAGAAGGACAGCUACGGUAGCAACAACGACUCUUCCAGCUACGGUGGCAACAAGUCCAGCUCUGGUCGCGACCAGGACAGCUACGGCAGCAGCAACAACAACUCUUCCAGCUACGGUAACGACAACGACUCUUCCAGCUACGGUGGCAACUCUAGCUCCAAGAAGGACAGCUACGGUAGCAACAACAACUCUUCCAGCUACGGCAACGACAACGACUCUUCUAGCUACGGUGGCAACUCUGGCUCCAAGAAGGACAGCUACGGUAGCAACAACAACUCUUCCAGCUACGGCAACGACAACGACUCUUCUAGCUACGGUGGCAACUCUGGCUCCAAGAAGGACAGCUACGGUAGCAACAACAACUCCUCCAGCUACGGCAACGACAACGACUCUUCCAGCUACGGUGGCAACUCUAGCUCCAAGAAGGACAGCUAUGGUAGCAACAACAACUCCUCCAGCUACGGUAACGACAACGAUUCCUCCAGCUACGGCAGCGGAAACAAGUCCAGCUCUGGUCGCAACCAGGAUAGCUACGGCAGCAACAACAACUCCUCCAGCUACGGUAACGACAACAACUCCUCCAGCUACGGCAACGACAACGAUUCCUCCAGCUACGGCAGCGGAAACAAGUCUAGCUCUGGUCGCAACCAGGAUAGCUACGGCAGCAGCAACAAUGACUCCUCCAGCGGUAGCCUUGGUAGCAAGAUCCUGGACAAGGCUCAAGAUUACCUGAACAAGGACAACUACUAA
This is a messenger RNA of Penicillium crustosum, 1158 nucleotides long. RefSeq lists its product as uncharacterized. The record is from RefSeq and is a predicted model, not a curated record. The coding region runs from base 1 to 1158 and encodes 385 amino acids. NCBI's taxonomy places the organism in Eukaryota, Fungi, Ascomycota, Eurotiomycetes, Eurotiales, Aspergillaceae. The transcript is spliced from 2 exons.